Photinus pyralis (common eastern firefly) is the source of this 1213-nucleotide messenger RNA. RefSeq lists its product as uncharacterized. Bases 176 to 751 code for a protein of 191 amino acids. The record is from RefSeq and is a predicted model, not a curated record. Lineage: Eukaryota; Metazoa; Arthropoda; Insecta; Coleoptera; Lampyridae. The transcript is spliced from 6 exons.
UUUCAGUUUCAUCUGUCGACGUUCUUUGGUAAGUAACAAAAACAUUUACCAUGUCGGGGUAUACCAAACUCGGCAAUUGUUUCCACUUUCAUUGCCUUUAUUAUGAGAAAUUCGUGUCUCAUAACCUCACAUACAUAACCUCGUAUAUAACUUUGUGUUAUAGGUUGUGACUAAAAUGUAUUCCGUCAUAGAAUUUAGCAGAGAUUCUGGAGGAGGUUUAGCCGUUAUUAGGUCGCAAUGGUUAACUCCGAGAAAAAAGGAAUGUUUCUGGCCGCCAGCUAAGGAUUCGGGCAAAUUUGAUAAAAUUUUGAUAUCGGUAGAAUUGCCUGAUACAGAAAAGUGGAAGUUGUAUGCCUUAGAAAGAAUAUUUGUGCAGUGUGACGAUUUUGAGAGUGCUCGAAGGAAAUUACGGAAGGCAGAAGAGACACCAGAUUUGCAAAGCGAGAGUGGGGAGGAAGAGAGGAAAAGGAAACGAGUUUUACCGCGUAGGCUGCAAAUUGCAGAUAGUUCAUCGGAUGAAGAUUCGAGUAACACUCUUCCACGACCUCCUCAAAUUAGAACUGUCCUCAGCGAUACUCAUUCUUUGUAUUCACAAGUAGAGGAAGCAGUGCAUACAACACCAAGUACAAGCAGUACAAUUAAAUCCAAAAGUAUACUCCGCCAUGUGAAUUCAGAUACUCCUAUUCCUAAUUCGGUAUCGGGAAAAGAUGUUACAUUAGUCAGUUCUUCAGGUAAUAAAAUAUCGUGUUAAUUUUAUGUGGUAACAUUGUUCUUAGGUGGUAAUAAUGAAAAAAUAUUAUCAGUUUUGCUGCACAUUAAAGCGCAAAAUGACCAAAUAAUCUCCAUGAUAAAUAAACAAAAUAAAAGUUCAUCAAUUAAUCCACACCGUUGUCUGCCAGACCUACCAGUGUCUUUGCCCAUAUUAACCCAACAAGACGUUUUAACACUUGAAGAUCAUCUGCAAUCAAAUGUAGACGAUUUCAACAGUUUGGUAAAUUAUUUUGCCAGUGUUGGAGGUCACAAUACUCCUAAUCAAGUUAAUAAUAUACUAAGACGCUUAUUAUCGGAUCAAGUAGCAAGCCAAUAUAGUUUCUUGGGAAAACGAUUGAACAAGUUUUCAUUCAAUUCAUUUCACCUAAAAGCUGCUGUUGUCAGUGCUGUCAAAGCUACUUCGCCAUCGUCAGAAAGACAAAUAGAAGACAUCAUAAAGGUG